GAACAUUUCUCCAGCCCUUCUCUGAGCUCCGGGUUUGGGGCAUGAUGACUUCUGCAAGUUUGGGUGAGUGGCAGAUUGAAAGAAGAAAAGGAGAGGACAUGUUCUCUCUCGAUUUUCUGUUUUCUGGGAUUUUUUUUCUGUUUUUUUUCUGUCUCUAAGGAAGAACAGUAAAGCAAUAGUCUUAAAAGCCAGCUCUGACCUCAUAGCAUCCUCAUUCUCUCCCCCUCUUUCUUUCUCUUUUUAAUAUCUCUUGUUUGGAUGAAAUAUCAUAAACUUAUCCUUAAGCCUGAAUCUGGAGGCUCUGAACUGCUUUACCUUUACACAUCUUUAUAGUGCUCUGACAACCUAAAUAGAUGUUAGGUUCAGCUGUUCCCAUGCACAAGCCAGCAUCUGUAAUUCUCAUCAGCGGUGCUGAGCACUUCUGAAAAUCAAGUUAUCCCUUUCAGAUGCCAAGACAAAGGUCUUGCAGUCUCCACUUAGGCACCUAACUCUGAUAAAUGCUGCCCUGUAUACUGAAAAACCAUUAAUUUAACAAAUAAUUUCUGCCUAUUAUUGGAUGAUGCAGAGGGUGCUGUGAACCAGACUCUUCUUCAUUGCUUUACGGUAAUGUACAGGCAAAUAUAGACCCUUGGAAGAUGGAUUUGCUGGCAGGGAAGCUCAGUGCAGCAGAUGUCUGUGAAGCUUCGAAGAGCAGGGCUGAGGGAUGGAGAUGCUGCGUCCCAGAGGCAGAAGCACUUGUGUGGGAUAAUGAUGUAUCAGCUCACACCCAGACUGUUGCCAAGGCCAGAUAUGAAUUUUUAUUUGGCUUGGAAGAAGAGAAGCAUUCAGAAAUGGGUAGUGGCCAUGCAAGCAGCACUUUGGUCCCUCAUACCAUCAUCAAUGAAUUUCCAGAGUACGGCACCGUAGAGCCAAGUGGAGACGCGCCGAGGGCUUCAUCGCCGUGCCAGGCAGAGCCUGUGACACACAGUCCAGAAAGACGGGUCAGUCACCACCAGGUACCUGGCAGGUCCCUUCCUCAGUGUGCGGCUCCUGCAGACAAUUUGAGACCUGAUGCUGGGGCAGCGCAGCUGCACACCCCAGAAGAAGGUUUGCAACCUGCCAGUAACCUGCCAGAGAUUAUGAAAAUCUCUCGACGGCUGGAAACAACAAAGGUGCAAGAGAGAGCAAAUACUUCUCUUGACUCAGAGACUCAAAUGGAAAAAAAGAGUGUUACUGGCAGCCAAAAUGUGCAGGCAGCCAGAGAACCAGUUCCAGCAGGCCAAGAAAAACCCUCAGACAUGCCUCUUCCAUCUGAACGAACAGCUGAGGAAAAAAUGCAUUUGAUCGUAGAGAAAGAUCUGGCUGCAAUAUGGACUGGAGAAAAGCAGUCCGAGUCCUUGCAAGCCAUCAGUAAUAAAGCCGAGGAGGUCCAUGCAGUGCAGGAGACAAGCUGUCAUAGACCAUCUGUGACAAACCUGGAAGCAGCCAGCAGAGUGGAGGGGUGGGCGCAUUUUGAGGAGUUUUCAGCGUACAGUCAAGGCAAAAUGCAAAUGGGUCCUGAGAGAAGGCUCUCUAAAGAGGCAGCUGUGAGCAAACACGUAGAAUUUCAAGGGGUGGAGAUUUUAUGGCUGCAAAAAGCCGAGGAGCAGAGAAGAAAGAAGCACUCGCUGCUGGAGACUGUGUCCGUGGAGAGGAAGGCGUCCCCCAAAACGUCCAGCCACCCUGUGCCACUGACAGUCUCCCCAGGCUUGGUCUCCUCACAGGACAGCGCUUGGAGCGAGGUCUGUGAGGACCUGAGGCUGGGACCCGCUGCCUCUGGAGCCACUCCUCUGGUGCUGCUCGAUGAAAGCGGGGAGGAUGAAGUUUUUGUGAAGGACAAGAAGAGCCGCAGUGAGGAGGAGAUGGCUGUGCUAGCGACAGGCCAGGGCAGGAUGAUGGAGGAGGGGGACACAGCCAUGGGAGGAUAUGAAGAUGUCCUUGGGCAGAGGCACUCUGACGUCUCCACUGAUCUGUACAGCUCACAGUUUGAAAACAUCCUAGACAAUGCAUCUUUAUACUACAGCGUGGAGUCACUGGAGACAUUGUACUCGGAGCCCGAUAGCUACUUCAGCUUUGAGAUGCCACUCACUCCCAUGAUCCAGCAGCGCAUGAAGGAGGGCGGCCAGUUUUUAGAUCGGACAUCAGCCUCGGGGCAGCCAGAUGUCCUGCAGCUUCCCCCUGACGGGGCGAUGAAGGGCUGCUGUGAAGGCAUCGCCAAUGGCUUAAGGGAUGCAAGAGAAACACUCUUCAGAGGAGAUGUCACGGAAGUCCCUCGUUUGGAAAGCAAUGCUGAACUGCAGAAUAUGGUGUUAGACUCUGUUGCUGCCAUGGGGAGCAAUGAACUUCAGGAGAAAGAUGCCACUGGAGCCCUUGGCCAUGAUCUCAGCAAUGGCAGCAGCAGCAAUUUGGAAGCAGCCAGGCGCCUGGCUAAGCGCCUCUACCAUCUGGACAGAUUCAAACGCUCUGAUGUGGCAAAACAUUUGGGUAAAAACAACGAAUUCAGCAAGCUUGUGGCCGAAGAAUACCUUAAAUUUUUUGACUUCACAGGCAUGACGCUGGACUACUCGCUCAGGAGUUUCUUUAAAGCUUUUUCACUUAUCGGAGAAACUCAGGAACGAGAGAGAGUUUUAAUCCACUUCUCCAGCAGAUACUACCAGUGCAACCCAAACACCAUUUCUUCUCAAGAUGGAGUUCACUGUCUCACGUGUGCCAUGAUGCUGCUGAACACAGACCUGCAUGGCCAUAACAUUGGGAAAAAGAUGACCUGCCAAGAGUUCAUUGCUAACCUCCAGGGGAUGAACGAUGGCAAAGACUUCCCGAAAGGGCUGUUGAAGGCUCUCUACAAUUCAAUCAAGAAUGAGAAGCUGGAAUGGGCUGUGGAUGAAGAAGAGAAAAAAAAGUCUCACUCAGAUGGUACAGAUGAAAAGGAUAAUGGGAGCCAGACAAAGGCUGUCAGUCGAAUUGGCAACUCAAAUAACCCAUUCCUGGACAUCCCUCAUGACCCUAAUGCUUCUGUGUAUAAAACUGGAUUUCUGGCUCGGAAAAUCCAUGCGGAUAUGGAUGGAAAGAAAACUCCCCGGGGAAAGCGAGGCUGGAAAACCUUUUAUGCUGUGCUGAAGGGAACAGUCCUGUACUUACAGAAGGAUGAAUACAAGCCAGAAAAGGCUUUGUCGGAGGAAGAUCUGAAGAAUGCCGUUAGUGUGCAUCAUGCGCUGGCAUCCAAGGCAACAGACUAUGAGAAGAAACCCAAUGUCCUCAAGCUUAAAACAGCAGAUUGGAGGGUCCUGCUUUUCCAAGCCCAGAGCCAAGAAGAAAUGCAGACUUGGAUCAAUAAGAUUAACUGUGUGGCUGCUGUCUUCUCUGCACCGCCAUUUCCAGCGGCAAUUGGCUCUCAGAAGAAGUUCAGUCGCCCGCUCCUGCCAGCCACCACAACGAAGCUAUCUCAGGAUGAACAGCUGAAGUCCCAUGAAGCUAAGUUGAAGCAGAUCUCCACUGAGCUUGCCGAGCAUCGCUCCUAUCCUCCUGACAAGAAGCUCAAAGGCAAGGAAGUAGAUGAUUACAAACUGAAAGACCACUAUCUGGAGUUUGAGAAAAAUCGCUAUGAGAUUUACGUUGGCCUCCUGAAAGAAGGGGUGAAGGAGCUGCUGAGUGGAGGAGAGAAUGAUGCGCCAGGACUGAAGAAAUCCCACUCGAGUCCCUCAUUGAAUCAGGAGUCUCCAGUUAGUGCCAAGGUGAAACGCAAUGUCUCGGAGAGGAAGGACUACAGGCCAGAAACACCCAGCAUUAAGCAGAAGGUCACUUAGGGUGGAAAUGACAGCUAGGGGAACAGCCAUGCAGCAAAGUACCGGUGGUCAAAAUUUUUUCAUUUAAUAACCUGUCAUUCACAAAAAAUAAGUGCAUCUGCCUGAAUGGGGUGUUAGUGACAUUUUCUAUUGUAUAUUUUGCUGUUUCUGUGCAGAUUGUGGGAGAUGUCUUUGCUCCUGCUUUGCUUUGCUUUGUUAAUUUAUCAUUUAGCAAUUGAAGCAUCGGGACUUUUUUGUGUUGUUCUGUUUCUGAAGGAGCUGGGGGAGGGGUAGAGCGCUGUGACAUAUUUACUGUCUCUUCCCCAUUUAUCUCCUCCCAUCGGCACGUGGCUUUCAUCUCUCAAGUCACUUGUCACUUUAUUUAUGUGGUGGGUGGGAAAAGUAACUGGACAAAUGCUGCAGUGCUGAGAAUGCAAGCUGUAGCUGUGAGAAAAGCUGUGCAAACAGGCAGCUGCAGAAGGCUGGUUAGAGCCUAGGGUGCUGGGAACACUGGUUUCCUGACAAUGCAGAGCAUGUUGGUACUGGUACUUAGCAGCAGGUGCUAUAGUAAAUAGUCACUGUUGCUUAUUGUUAUUGCAUUGACUCUGGACCCACGAGUGCAAAGGAAUGAAACCUGGAAACCGCUGGCAAUGCUGGGGUGACAGCAUUGGAAUAAUUUGUUUGCUUCCUUCCAAGCAAAGAGUAUUCUCCUGAGUUAGCAGGCUGGGGAGUAUCCAAACCCAUGCUGUCUCUGCGGUCAGGGAGAUUAGGCAUUACCCAGUUGGAAUGACUACCUGGGCUUUAAAUUUAUUUGUGGAGGAGGCUGCUGUAGAUGUCAGCCAUUAGCAUUGUAAUUUAAAGACAAAGGGCCUCUGUGUAGUUUUUAACUAUACGCUCUCACUUAGCUGCUAUGUAGAGCCUUAUGAUGUAUCGUGCCCUGAUACUCCCCCUUCCAGGAGUUUCCUUGUUGGUGUGCACAGAUAGGUGUUUGCAAUUUCUCUGCUAGUGACAAAGCACUUUGCCUUUUCUCUUCAGGAAGAGAUUCUUCUCAGCUCUCCGUUUUCCUGCUUUAGCUCACAUAUAGGUGGAAGAAGCUGAUGCAGACUGGAGAAGGGGACAGACGUGUCCUCACUGUGGGCCAGGGUUUGAUGCUGUCCUGGUUACUCCAUGCCUGGAGGCCAGCACAGGGCUGCCUCAGCUGUGGCAGAUCCUACCCUCCACCCACAGGGAACCAGCCUGCCUUGCAGCUCCUGCGUACCCUGUGCCAGGCUUUCAGAGUGGAGCGCAGGACAGGGACAGACCACCAUGAGUAGAGCUUUCCGUACCUGAAAGCCCCCUGUUUGUGCCACAGACCCUCAGGGUGGCCAGCAGUCUUCAGGCACAGGGAGUAGAAAGAUGAUGUAGAAAUAAUUUUCUUGCUUCCUAGCCCCUCUUGCCUGGGCAGCAUCAUGGCUCUGCAGAGAUUGCUGGCUCACCUGUUACUUAACACCCUGGGUUUUAAUCUCAGGUUUGAUUAUGGCCUGCUGGGUGAGCUCGGACUGGUCUGUCCCGUUUUGCCUCACCCUUCCCCUAUGCGGAGGACAACCAAACUAGCCUUUCCUGCAGAGCACCUUGGGAGAGAAUGUUAAAGGCCAGUUGAAAAUUGUUUGUUGCUGUUAUUUUUGUUGUGCCUGGCACAGGGCAGCCUUCCUGGUGGAUGUGAUUCUUAACGCAUAAAGAAAUGUCAAGAUCAAUGCAAGGGCUGUUUAGAAAUGCGCUGGUGUUUCUAGCCCAAAUAGUCGAAGGGCCACACAUCAAAAAAAUUACGACCUGAGUGGAUUUGUGUUCUGCCAGACUUCCCAAAGGGUCCAAGUCAAUUAAUCUAACUUAUUGAACUGCCAGUUUAGUGGGCAGGUCAGGGAGUGAUCUAAGAGAGAAGGAUGUUAACAGGCGCUGCAUGACUUGCCUCCCCCACUGAGGACCACAAUGCAACAGCUUUGCCGGUGUUGUGCUCACCAUUGGCUGUAACGAAGAUGUUGCACUCUCAGAUGCCGGGAGGUAUUAGAGCAAAUUGAUCCUUGCAGCUGCAGCCCAGCAGCAAAACCAGAUGGGACUGUUUCCAUGUGUGAUAUUGGGACAUGCACACGUCUGGCACCUGCCACUGAGAGUGACCACUCCAUGCUAGAAGCCAGGAGGUUGGCCCCUACCCCUGGGAACGUCAGUAAAAACUGCAGAGUCCUGAAUAGAAACUGUCAGUGCUUCCCAAGUGCUGGGGCUUUAGAAGUUGUGCAUGCUUACUACAAUGGAGCAAACGUUCAGUCCUCUUCUUGAAGAAGCGUGAUGCCUUCUUCUGCUGGAGCCAAAGUGAUGUGGUGCAGCAUAGUGGGUUAGGAGACUCAGUGUAGACAAGUGCAUAAUAGUGCUCAUUGGGAGAGAUUGUUUGAAUUAAUCAAGCGUGGUACAUCAACAGCUCAUGGAGGGGAAACAAAGCCAGGAGAUACCUGCAGCUGUUCAUUGUGCUCUGGUGGUUUAAAACAAACAAGCAGAAGAGAGAGUAGAAGAAAUUCAUUCGGGGAAUGCUGAAUGCACAUUUGAGAAGAAAACUUGCGCUGGUUUAGAUAAUGGUGUUAGGAAGCAUGCAGCAGAAACAAAAAAAAUGUGCAGAUUUGUAAAUGGGCCCUGCUUGACUGUCAAGGCGGGGUUGUCUAGGUGAGCUUUUUGAAGGCAGGCUGGAACAUGUCCAGCAAACCUCUUGUGAUUAUGGAGUGCAGUGCUUUAAAAGGCAAAGAGAUGGCAUUUAACUUUUUUUCCCUGGCUUUUAAAAUAUUCUGGUUGCUGUAGACUGCAGUUAAAUUCCUGAGCUCAAAAUGAAAUUAUUCCUGUAAAAUGCAUUUCCCAGCUUUGACACAGAAACUGGAUAAUUCCUCUUCAAAGUCAUUGCAGAGGAGAUGAUUUCAAGCAAUACGAAAAGUCAAAAAGUGAACUGCAGAAAUGAUAAUUUUUUUUUCAUUAUUUAUUCUCUAUUUAAACGGUUUAGGGUAUAUUUUUUAAGUCUCAUCUGGGCUUAGCAAACAGUUUUUCACUGCGUUUUUUUAGUCAUUAAACAUUUGUUGAGCUUGGAGCACUCUUAGUCAGAGUCAGACUGCUGAGGCGCGCAGAUUAGUUUACUGAGAAUUUGUCAGGUUCUGCUCAAGUUUUAAUUAACACCGUUUUGCUCCAUUGCUUUAUAAAUUCUAGGCAUCCCAGGCACCCAUGUGAAAAUGCACAUUUCGGAGGCCAAGAGAGAAAGGUGAUCCUGUUGUGAAUGACUAAGGCUCUUGGACUCCCUUGGGAAUAGGAUCAUCUGCU
This is a messenger RNA of Aquila chrysaetos chrysaetos, 7127 nucleotides long. It is a transcript of the gene PSD3, whose product is annotated as pleckstrin and Sec7 domain containing 3. The transcript has 16 exons. Gene Ontology annotation, molecular function: protein binding; phospholipid binding; guanyl-nucleotide exchange factor activity. The coding region runs from base 636 to 3821 and encodes 1061 amino acids. NCBI's taxonomy places the organism in Eukaryota, Metazoa, Chordata, Aves, Accipitriformes, Accipitridae. Gene Ontology annotation, biological process: regulation of ARF protein signal transduction. The record is from RefSeq and is a predicted model, not a curated record.